UAUUUGAAAAAUCCGAACUACCCAUGAACCACUGCUUGGCGGUGUGAAUCGUUGUGAAUCGCAGAAGGCACUGAGAUGAGAAAUUAUCUUAAAGCAACGUACAGCAGCGGUUAGGUCUUAACCACAGGAAACAACAUUCAUCCACGGAGCAGAGCCACCAGUGUGUAUCCAAUGGGACGAACGAAGGUGAGAAAAACAUCAUUCUCCAACUGUCCCAAGAUUACAACCACGUUGUCAUCCAACAUGAACGUAAAACUCGGAACGCACAACGCUAGAAUGGACACCGAACAGUCCUCCGGCAGCUCGUUACGAUUGAACGGAUACGUUGGGAAUCACACCUCGAAUACCACCGUCUGGAGCCUUCCGGUUAGAAUAUCAAAUCUGCGUCCAGAACAUCACCCGCCGGAUCCGAACCCGUUGCGCUCACAUAUGCGCUACUUCGGUCAGCAAGUGUUCCAAAGCGAUGUUGCUUGCGGCAGCAGCAGCAGCAGCAAAAGGACAUUAAACGGUACGAAAUACAAGUACACGUUCGAUGUUUUAAACGACAUCCGGCAGCACAUGUAUUUCGCGCCGCAACGCAACGAACGUACCAGAAGCUACGGCGAACGCGUGCCCGAGAAGCGAGCGGAGUCUGACCGAUCGCAUCAUACGUUCGCCAAUCUGCUUCGUUACUAUGGUUAUCACAACAAUUGGCUGAUGUUCAAGUUUGGCCACACCUACCAGAAAGAGUCGAUGUACCGACGCAAAAACGAACUAUGGACGCAACAGGUGCGUGGUGAGCCGGAUGUCGCUCGGCGCAGUUUGGGACCGGAGCAUGCUCAAGGGCAUGCAGCACUGCCACAGCUGCAUCCCAUACGCCCGGAGCAUACGGAGCAGAAGAACAUUUGUGGUCCACCAAAAAACAAUGGCAACUUGCAAGAUUACGGCAAGUCCAGCUGCCCGACCAGCGACAACAACACGCCAAACGGAAGUCUCGAAAGCGAAGGCACAUCAACCAGCACUGAAAGUCGAGCUUCAAGCAGCGACCAGUGCCCAGAUACUACUCCGCUCGAAACAACCACCACCGUACCUUCCGAUGUCCAGACCACUGUCGAAGAUCCACUGUCGAAGAGCAUUUGGCACAUGUUUCUCGCUAACAAGCAAUCGGAGAGUACGUUUGCGAGAAAGAUGCGCCUGUGGGAAACGCUCUACCAUCACUUCCAGCGUAUGGCUUCCUGGUUGCCAAAGUACGAGCUUUACCUGAUGGGCAGCACCAUUUCCGGGUUCGGCACGGAUACUUCCGACAUGGACAUGUGCAUUGUAGACAUCGACGGGCCGAGGUACUGUGAUGCGCGCACCGAAGCACUGAACAAUCUGCUGCGGGUGAAAAGCUUCAUCGAAACGAUGUCCACAUCCAGCUGCUUUGAGCGUCUUCUGCUGAUAAGGGCCAAGGUGCCAAUUCUACGGUUUCGCCAUGUGAAGGAAAACAUCGAUAUCGAUCUGAGCAUUAACAAUCGGGUCGGGAUACGCAAUACGCAUUUGCUUCACUGCUAUGCUCAAUUGGACUUGCGUGUACGGCCCUUGGUUAUGGUGAUAAAGCUGUGGGCACAACAUCACAACCUGAACGAUCCGAAAAACUCCACCAUGUCCAGCUACUCGCUUGUCCUGAUGGUGCUCAACUUCCUGCAGUGCGGUGUCACGCCGUCGGUCGUACCGUGUCUGCACAGUGUUUAUCCGGAAAAGUUUGCCCAAGACGAUUAUAACAGCAAUUUGCUCGAACGCAUCGACCCUUACCGAUCGGACAACAAGGACACGCUCGGCGAACUGUUGCUCAAGUUUUUCAAAUACUAUGCCGAAUUUGAUUACGCUAUCUAUGCUAUUUCGGUACGAACGGGUACGAUUCUACCGAUAUCCGAAUGCAAAUGGAGCGGCAGCGAAAACCAUCGAAUCCGCGGCUAUUUGUUUAUCGAAGAACCAUUCAAUCGCACCAACACCGGAAAAUCGGUUCACAAACGGUUUGUGUUCGAACGGAUAAGAGGCGCCUUUGCUGCGUCCUGGAAAAUGUUGGAGGAGCACGACAACUUGAGCAUCCUGUUUCGGGAACCGCUCUUUACAUCCUCUUCGAUACCAACCACAACUAGCUAUUUCUAAACGUGCCAGCACUUCGCGAAGAGGGGAGUAACGCAAAAGAAAAGAAAAAAAACUGUACAAAAAAAGACUAAAAGAAGAAAAAAGCGAAAACCUAUGACACUUAUCACAAGUAUUGUGGGUUUUUACAAAAAUAGGUUUACAGAACUGUAUCUAUUUUAAACACACACACACAUUCUUUCUAGUACAAAUAAAAUAGGUUAUAAUGCACCUGCAGCUAA
This is a messenger RNA of Anopheles stephensi (Asian malaria mosquito), 2348 nucleotides long. Its product is annotated as poly(A) RNA polymerase GLD2-like. Bases 172 to 2130 code for a protein of 652 amino acids. The transcript is spliced from 6 exons. NCBI's taxonomy places the organism in Eukaryota, Metazoa, Arthropoda, Insecta, Diptera, Culicidae. The record is from RefSeq and is a predicted model, not a curated record. Gene Ontology annotation, molecular function: poly(A) RNA polymerase activity. Gene Ontology annotation, cellular component: cytosol.